This is a messenger RNA of Cladocopium goreaui, 3588 nucleotides long. Lineage: Eukaryota; Dinophyceae; Suessiales; Symbiodiniaceae. The record is from the annotation of a GenBank genome assembly.
AUGGCGGAAGUCGAAGCUGCUUCGGCAGCAGAAGUUCUCGCUGGACUCCCCAGGGAUGCUGACUUGGCUGACGUGGCCGAUAGGCUAAGAUCUCUGCACAGCUGGCUGUACGAACCAAGGCUGGUGACACGCACUCUAGCUCGCUUGGCGGCAUCCCAGGCAUCAACUGCACUUCAGGUCUUGAAUUACAUGCAAUCUCAGAAGAUCGAGUCCAAUGCAUUCCACUACACUGCUGUAAUAGCUGGCUGUGCGCGCAGCGGCUCCUGGAGGGUAGUAGGAAGCUUGCUGCAGCAAAUGGUUGAACAGCAAAUUCAACGGGACUCAGUGACAUUUAAUAGUGCGAUCAAUGCAUGUGGGAAGAGCGCACAAUGGGAAACCUCCGUGCUAUUAUUGAAACGCAUGGUGGACAGCAAUCUGACCCUGGGCACCGACACCAUGAACUCUGUGAUGGGAGCCUGUACUGCAGCAGGUCAGUGGGAAUGGGCCCUUUGGAUGUUUGGGACGACGUUGGGAUCCUUGAGUCCGGAUGUGAUCACCUUUUGUUCAGCACUGGCUGCUUGUGACAAGGGCAGUCAGUGGAGGCGCUCUUUACAGGUGUUGGCAUCCAGUGCUUCAAGCUCUGUGCAGUUGGACAACUUCGCUUACAGCGCCGUGAUUUCGGCUUGUGCCACUGCAGAGCGUUGGGAGUUUGCCUGUGGCCUUCUUGAGAACCUGGGGAAGAAAGCAGUGUUAGCAGAUCUGGUGACGCAUGGUGCGGUCCUGAAAGCCCUGGGUGCUGGGAAGGAAUGGGCCAUGGCACUGGCACUUUUUUUUGACCGAACAAACCAUGAACUCAGUGAGGUGACCCAGGUGACCUGCAACAGUGUCAUCAAUGCAUGCUCUACAGGAAGUCAAUGGCAGCACGCUUGUUUGCUGUUGAACUCCAUGCCGGACCUUGGAGUUUCACCGGAAGAUGUGAGUUACAACACGGCCAUUAGUGGAUGUGUCCGAGGCCAUGCCUGGCAGCAGGGCUUGAUGCUGUUCAACCAGAUGCACCAAGCGUUGGUGGAGCCCGACCAUAUCAGCUUCAACAGUGCACUCAGUGCCUGUCACAAGGGUAGCCAGUGGCAGCUUGGGCUCACCUUACUGGAAGAGAUGUCAGAAUGUAGCCUUCAGCCUGAUGAGUUUAGUGUCACAACAGCCUUGAGUGCCUGUGAACUUGCUGGCUGGCAACUGUGCCUCCAGGUGCUCUGGAAGCUUGAGAGGCGCACAGACGUCACGCCGAUCAUGUUCGGGGUGCUGAUGAGCGCUUGCGAGCGCGACAGUGCCUGGGCAGCUGCCCUAGCCACCUUGGAUGCCAUCAUCUCAAAAGACCUGAUCCCAGACGCUUUACACGCAGGAUCUGCGGCCAAUGCCCUGCGCAAAUGCCAGGGGCCACAAGCAGCUCUGGAGCUCCUGGGGCAGAUAAAGGAACUUUGGAGUGAUGCGUGGGCAACAGCAGAGCACUUUCCAGGAAAGCCGAGGUGGGAAGCAUCUAGUAAGAUCAUUCAGGUUGGUCAAGGAGUGGUGGCAUGUUUCAAGCCAGCUGGGAUUGCCACGGAGGUUUUUGUGGAGGAUUUGGCUGAUGAGGUGGCGGUAUCCAAGGAGGCGUUUAGCAUAGUGUCCAGGUUGGAUCAUCCAACUUCUGGCAUUUUGAUGGUAGCACUGGGCUUGCAAGGUUCUCCAGCUGCCAAUUGGCUGCAGGGGCAAUUUGCCAGCCGCUUGGUUGACAAGAAGUACAUUUGCCUUUGUGAAGGUUUGCCCUUGGGCAGUGUUGGUGCCACGGGCAACAUUUUUAGCCCGUUGGCUGCAGAUGAGGUUCGCGAUUGCAUGGUGGUGCCAGAGGCAGGUCGUUUGGGUCGUGAAUCUUGGACAAAGUACCGGAUCCUCGCCAGGUACACAGCCCAGGAGGCUUCACCCUAUGAGCUGAUGUUGCUGGAAGUGAAGCCCAUCACUGGGCGAACGCAUCAGAUCAGAGUUCACAUGGCCCACUUGGGUCGUCCACUGGUAGGUGACCUGACCUAUGGGGCCAAAGACCUUUCAAUUCUUCCGUGUGAGCGGCUCUUCCUGCACUGUCGGCGGGUUCAGUUGCACGAUUUUUCGGACCAGAUGUUUUGCGCCGUUGCCAGCUUGCCUUUUGAACUGCGGCAAGUUCUCGCAAAGUUGCAGCUCAUGCCGGCUGCAUCCGGCCGCAAAAACGGCCUCUGCCGGGCAAAGGAGCCUGCUCCUUUCAGCGCCUCGACUUGGGACAGGCUACCUGAAGCUGCUACCAGCUCGCUGGCCAGCAAUCUUGGCAUACCAGACCUGAAGCAAUGUUGGCAAACGAGCCCGCGGUGGCAACGCAGCCUUUGGUCACCUUACAUGGAGUCUGAACUCUGGAACAGGGAUUUGGGGAAGCUCCGUGGCAUGACAUGGAGGGUUUUGCUUCUUGAAGGGCUGAACCCCAAGGCAUCGCAAGACUUUUCCGCUUCUCUUAGGGCUCCGUGUCCAUACGAUGGAGUGAUCCGUCGCGACCUGGCCCGGACACUGCCCAAGGAAGAGCUCUUCAGGGAGAAAGAUGGCAAAGGGCAGCAGAGUUUGUUUCGAAUUCUCCGAGCGCUUGCAGUGCACUUGUGGGACAUUGGAUAUGUCCAGAGUCUCAACUUCGUGGUCGCAACGCUCAUUGUAGUUUUGUCAGAAGAGUCAGAGGAUGUGAUCUUCCGCUGCGCGCAAGCGCUGCUUUUCCGCCACUCACUGGCCGAUUUCUACAGGCCACGUUUUCCCAAAUUGGGGGUGACAGUCUGGCAGUUUGACCGCAUUGUAGAAGCCUUCCUUCCUGAUGUUCAUGCUGUUCUUGAAGUGAAUGGGGUGACGGCUGAGUACUAUGCAAUGCAGUGGUUCCUGACCCUUUUUGCUAGCGACCUUCCACAACGUACAGUGCACCGAAUAUGGGACAGAUUUUUAAUUGCUGGAUGGCAAGUGGUCGUGCAGGUGGGUCUUGCGCUGCUGAAGCAAGUGGCCGAUGUGUUGCAAUCACUGGAUGCGUGUGAGACACUGACAUUCCUCAAGAAGUUCGUGCGGAUGAGACGUUUUGAGCCUGAAGUCCUUCUAGCUGAUGCGAUGCAGUUCGAAGUAUCUCAUCAGAUGCUCUCAGCACUCGAGGCGGCAUACAGUUGGGAGAAAAGCGACGCAGAGCCGAAGUUGGUGUUACGGAGGGAAGGGAAGCUUUUCUGGGAAGUGAGACGUGUGCAAACUGAGCAGAGGCACAUCGACGAAGCUCCAAAGCGUAUAAGUCAGGCUGCACAGGCGAAUCUCCUUCCGUUUCUUUUGCACAACCUCGACACGGGCGAAACCACCAUCCUCGAAGAGGAGUGGAAUACGUACUUUCGACAUUGGGGCAUGACCCUGAAUGCAAGCUGGAGGCAGCGACCGCGGCUGUCGCUAUGCACAAGGCCGAAGGCGCCGCUGCUCUCAGUGGCAGCCACUGGCUGGAAGGGCGACAACGUGAGGCCCUUCGUGCACUGGGAAAGGCUGGAAGCUCGUGAAAUUCAUGGUGUGGAUAGAAGCCUCAGAUACCCUCUGGUAAACUAA